UAUAAAUAAAAACAAAUAUAUAAGAAUGGAUUUAAAUGAAAAAGUUGAACAAUUGGUGCAAAUAACAACGGCUCUAAAAAAUGAAGUAAACGAAUUGAAAGGCAAUGAUUUAAACACAAAACUUGAUGAAUUGCAAUGGGAAAAGGAGGCAUUGAAAAAUGAUAUUAUUGAUUUGAGGCAUUCCUUAAUGCAACAGAAUGCAAAAAUUCUGUCUUUGGUAAGGAACCAAAAUGAUAAAUUGGUCGAAAGCAUAGAAUCGGAUAAGUUGGUACCCCAUAUUAUGUUCAGUAAGAAAAUUUCAGAGCAUGUAAAAAAGUUUCCUAUUAAAUCUAUAAAAGAUUUAGAUGCAUUAGAAAAAUCUAUUAAUGACAGCAAUCUUAAUGAACUGGUGGCCGCUGUUCAACAGUUGCUAACACCUCAUGGUAUUGUAAAAAAUAUGAUUGCUGUUAUGUCCACCGAGUGCAUUGUCAGUUGCAAUGUCGAUGGUCAUCACUAUAAGCGGCGUUUGUUAAAUUAUACCAAAUUCAUGGAUUUACUUUUCCGAGCUGCAUAUUAUGAUGGCUAUAGCCAAAAAACAUUUUUAGAUGAGGUUCGUCGGGGCUUGAAAAUGGUAAAAAAUCGCCAUAACAAAAACGUAUUCCGCAAUAAGCAGGUGCAGCGCCAGGAGGUAGAACAAGCCGAAUAUGAAGAAGAACAAGAAGAAGAAGAGGUGACUCAAUUUGAGGAAAUUGAUGAACAGGAAUUUAUAAAAGAGGAAAUAUUAUGUGAUUGAAAAUCUUUUUUGUAUAAAUUUAUUAGUAUUUUUGUUUUAAGUUUCAUAAUUUUUAAUAAAGAACACUAGAUUUUUUUUAUCGAA
Molecule: messenger RNA, 856 nt
Organism: Calliphora vicina (urban bluebottle blowfly)
Lineage: Eukaryota; Metazoa; Arthropoda; Insecta; Diptera; Calliphoridae
Exons: 4
Coding region: 26-772 (248 amino acids)
Source: RefSeq, a predicted model, not a curated record